This is a messenger RNA of Engraulis encrasicolus (European anchovy), 3792 nucleotides long. It is a transcript of the gene nolc1, whose product is annotated as nucleolar and coiled-body phosphoprotein 1. The coding region runs from base 1 to 3156 and encodes 1051 amino acids. Gene Ontology annotation, cellular component: nucleoplasm; nucleolus. The transcript has 15 exons. The record is from RefSeq and is a predicted model, not a curated record. Gene Ontology annotation, molecular function: protein binding. Lineage: Eukaryota; Metazoa; Chordata; Actinopteri; Clupeiformes; Engraulidae.
AUGGCGGAGCAGGGCUCAGUACCCAGCGAUUUGUACCAGCACGUUUACUCUUUUUUAUUGGAAAAUAAAUUCGCCAAGGCUGCAAAAGAGUUCUUGAAACAGUCUGAAGUGAAACCCCAGGACCAAAAUGAUGCGGGCCUCGUCGACAUCUUUAAUUUCUGGGUGAAAUCCCCAGAAGCAAAGAAGCGUAAGGCGGUGACUAACGGUUCUGAGGCAGACGGCCCGUCAGCCAAGAAGACGAAGAAGGAGGCAGAGAGCUCCAGCAGUGAGGACUCCAGCGAUGAGGACGAGGAGGCAGCGCCCACCAAGACACCUGCUGCAGCCCCUGCCCCUGCUAAGAAGCCUGCUGCAGCUGAGUCCAGCAGUAGCGAGGACUCGAGCGACUCUGAAGAUGAAGCCGAGGCUAAGACUCCUGCAAAGAAAGUGGCUGCGGCCCCAGCCCCUGCCCCUGCCCCUGCCCCAGCAGCUGCAGCGGUAGCCGCUAGGAAGAAAGACGAAAGCUCCAGCAGUGAGGAGUCUGACUCAGAGGAUGAAGCGCCAGCUAAACCUACUGCAGGAGGUAAAGCCGCCACAGCAGCCCCGGCGAAGCCUGCACCAGCACCAGCAGCAGCGAAGAAGGCGGCAGAGGAGAGCAGCAGUGAGGACAGCUCUAGCGAGGAUGAGGAGCCAGCGAAGGCACCUCCCAAGGCUGCAGCCCCGGUGAAGACUCCUCCUGCCAAAGCAGCGGCCCCUGCAGAGUCCAGCAGCGAAGACUCCUCAGACGAGGAGGAGGAAGCAGCCGCACCCCCCAGCAAGAAACCCAAAUCCGGCCCAUACAGUGCAGUGCCUCCCCCCUCCGCCCUGCAGAGCACACCCACCCCUGCAGGGGGUAGUAAGGCACAGAAGAAGGACGAGUCCUCUGACAGCAGUGAAGACAGCAGCGAUGAAGAGGAGGAGAAGGCUCCUGCUGCUGCCCCGGCCAAAGCCGCUCCUCCCAAGCCUGCUGCCGCUGCUAAGAAGGACGAGUCCAGUUCAGACGACUCCAGCUCAGAGGAAGAGGAGGAGGCCCCAGCUAAAGCCGCCCCAGCUAAAGCAACCCCAGCACCAGUAGCCAAACCUGCUGCCCCACCUGCCAAGGCUGCAGCCGCCACCGCAGAGGAGUCCUCAUCUGAAGAGUCCAGCUCUGAGGACGAAGAGGAGGCGCCUAAGAAGGCUGCAGCAGCCCCGGCUCCUAAGGCUACUCCCGCGGCCCCUGCACCUGUUAAAGCUGCUCCAGCAAAGAAGGCCCAGUCGUCAAGUUCAGAAUCUGAUAGCUCAGAAGAUGAAGCUCCGGCAACGAAGCCAGCAGCACCAGCAGCCAAGCCAGCAGCAGCAGCAGCAGCAGCAGCAGCACCAGCAGCCAAGCCAGCAGCAGCCACCAAGGCAGCAGAGAGCAGCUCCGACUCGGACAGUGACAGCUCGGAUGAAGAGGAGGCCGCUGCUCCACCAGCUAAGAAGCCCGCCGCCACAACACCUGUAAAGGCUCCUGCUGCUGCUGCUGCUGCAACGCCGGCCAAGGCAGCUGAGAGCAGCUCAGACUCCGACAGCUCGGAUGAAGAGGACGAGGCGCCUGCCAAGGUGGCCACGCCUGCCAAGACGACCCCCGCUAAGGCUGCAGCAGCCCCACCUGCAAAGGCAGCGGCCGCGGAGAGUAGUUCAGACGAGGACAGCUCAGAGGAGGAGGAGGAGGCAGCUAAACCUGUGAAGGCGGCCACGCCUGCUAAGACCACACCUGCCAAGGCUGCAGCUCCACCGGCUAAGGCAGCAGAGAGCAGUUCAGACUCGGAUAGUGACAGCUCUGAUGAAGAGGAGGCUGCAGCAAAGACUCCUGCCAAGGUGACGCCUGCAAAGACGACGCCUGCCAAGGCAGCUCCGGCGGCAGCUGAGAGUAGCUCAGAUGAGGACAGUUCUGAUGACGAGGAGGAAGCCCCUGCUAAGGCUACUCCCGCCAAGGCGACGCCUGCAAAGACUACACCCGCCAAGGCAGCUCCGGCUCCGGCUCCAGCUCCAGCGGCAGCUGAAAGCAGCUCAGAGGAGGACAGCUCUGAUGAGGAGGACGAGGCUCCCGCAAAACCAGCAGCAGCUACCACACCUGCAAAAGCCACACCUGCGAAAGCCACACCUGCCAAGGCAGCAGAGAGCAGUUCGGACUCAGACAGCUCUGAUGAAGAGGACGAAGCCCCUGCAGCCAAGACCCCAGCCGCUGCUCCUGCUGCCCCUGCUGCUGCAGUGAAAACCACACCUGCUCCGAAGGCUGCAGCCGCAGCUGAGGAGAGCAGCAGUGACGACAGCUCCAGUGAGGAAGAGGAGGAGACGACGAAGGCCAAGCCUGCAUCCGCCCCCACCACACCCAAAACUCCCGUGGCCGCAGCUGCAGCUACCACGCCUACAGCCAAGAAAACGGCCACGGCAGCAGAGGAGAGCAGCAGUGAAGAGGACAGCAGCGAUGAGGAGGAAGAGGCCACGACGGCUAAGGCCCCAGUAGCCAAUGGCAAAGCGGCAACACCAGCUAAGGUGACUCCGGCUAAGAAGGCAGCAGCUGAGGAGUCGUCGUCCAGUGAGGAGAGCUCGGAUGAGGAAGAGGAGACGCCAGCAGCAACGGCGACUCCGAAGGCAGCAGCGGGAACGCCGGCAGCCAAGAGCACUCCUAAGCCUGCAGCAACACCAGCCAAGGAGGACAGCAGCUCUUCAGACGACUCCUCAUCCGAGGAGGAGGAGGCAGCAAAGACGCCCGCCACUCCCAAGACGCCAGUCACGCCCAUCAUGAACGGCACUAACGGCAAAAGGAAAAGAGACGACGACGAUGAUGAGGAAGAGGAGGAACUGGCCUCGAGUAAAACGCCCAAAAACCAACACCUGAAGACAGCCACGCCCCACUCUUUCCCUAAAGCUAAUAGGAAGAAUGUUCCCUUUAGACGAGUGGUAGAAGAGGAGGUGGCGGUGGACCCUCGCUUAGCAGACAAUUCCUUUGAUGCCAAGAUGGGAGCGGAUGGCGACUGGGGCCAGAAGGCCAACAAUGUGCUAAGGUUCACCAAGGGCAAGUCCUUCAGGCAUGAGAAGACCAAGAAGAAGAGGGGCAGCUACGUGGGAGGGGCCAUCUCCACCUCCGUCAACUCAAUCAAGUUCGACAGCGACUGAAAAGAUACACAUACACUCUCACCUCCCUGUCCUCUCCUCUCCUCUCCCUCCACACUGACUUCAGCUCCUGAUGGACCUUGAUAUCAACUUUCACCUGGUUUCUCUACUCCCACCCUCUCUCCGUACUGGCUAAGAGCUAGGACUGUUUGAAAGACCACAGCCCUCAUCUACCAACAGCCUCUCCUCUCCCUGUUCCUCUCCUCUCUUCUCCUCUCCUGGACUCUGGAAGCCAGAGCCUGAUGGGCAUUGUCUUCAACCUGGGUUCCUCUCUUCUUGCCUCCUAGCUCAGAGCUAGGAAUGUGGAAACUCGCUGAUCAGCACUCACUCAAUCACCCACCCACCAACAACCUCCUGCCUCCCUCUCCUCUCCUCUCCUCUCCUAACCCUGGUCCUGUGGUCUCCUCUCCUCUCCUCUCCCCUGGCCCUCCUCUCCUCUCCUCUCCCCUGGCCCUCUCCUCUCCUCUCCUAACCCUGGCCCUCUGCUCUCCUCUCCUAACCCUGGACCUCUGCUCUCCUCUCCUAACCCUGGACCUCUGCUCUCCUUUCCCCUGGACCUCUGCUCUCCUUUCCCCUGGCCCUCUCCUCUCCUCUCCCCUGGCCCUCUCCUCUCCUCUCCCCUGACCCUCUCUCCUCCUC